Messenger RNA from Hipposideros armiger (great roundleaf bat), 1173 nucleotides. Its product is annotated as cyclic AMP-dependent transcription factor ATF-1-like. Gene Ontology annotation, cellular component: nucleus; ATF4-CREB1 transcription factor complex. Gene Ontology annotation, biological process: regulation of transcription by RNA polymerase II. Gene Ontology annotation, molecular function: protein binding; DNA-binding transcription factor activity, RNA polymerase II-specific; RNA polymerase II cis-regulatory region sequence-specific DNA binding. NCBI's taxonomy places the organism in Eukaryota, Metazoa, Chordata, Mammalia, Chiroptera, Hipposideridae. The transcript is spliced from 3 exons. The record is from RefSeq and is a predicted model, not a curated record.
AUGGAAGAUUCCCACAAGACGUCAGAGACAGCAACGCAACCCGGUUCAACAGCUCAGGGAGCUCAUAUUUCUCAUAUUGCUCAACAGAUGUCAUUAAGAGGAUCUGCGCCAGUGACAAUUGUACCUCUUCCUGGAGACAAAGUACAGGUUCAGGGGGUCAUCCAGAGAGCUCAGUCUUCUGUAAUUCACCCACCACACGUGCAAACGGUAUCAUCUUUAUCAGAAAGUGAGGAGUCUCAGAACUCAUCUGAUAGUAUAGGCUCCUCGCAGAAACCCCACGGGAUCCUAUAGCGCCCAUCUUAUAGAAAAAUUUUGAAGGACAUAUCUUCUGAAGACACACAGGGCAGAAAAGGAGAUGGAGAAAACCCUGGAGUUUCUGCUGUCACUUCUAUGUCUGUUCCAACUCCCAUCUAUCAGACUAGCACCGGACAGUACAUUGCCAUUGCCCCAAAUGGAGCCUUACACCUGGCCAGUCCAGGCACAGAUGGAGUACAGGGACUUCAGACAUUAACCAUGACAAAUUCAGUCAGUAGUCAACAAGGUACAACAAUUCUCCAGUAUGCGCAGACUUCUGAUGGACAGCAAAUACUUGUGCCCAGCAACCAGGUGGUUGUCCAAACUGCAUCAGGAGAUAUGCAGACAUAUCAAAUCCAUACCACACCUUCAGCUACUUCGCUGCCACAAACUGUGGUGAUGACCUCUCCGGUGACUCUUACAUUUCCGACAACUAAGACAGAUGACCCCCAAUUAAAAAGAGAAAUAAGGUUGAUGAAAACAGGUUAAACUGCUCGAGAAUGUCGCAGAAAGAAGAAAGAAUAUGUGAAAUGCCUCGAAAAUCGAGUUGCAGUCCUGGAAAAUCAAAAUAAAACUCUAAUAGAAGAGUUAAAUACUUUGAAGGAUCUUUAUUCCCAUAAGUGUUUGAUUCUUAAAGACUCAAUUAGUGAACCUCCUAAUCCUAACUUUGGUGCCUGUGCCAUCUCUUUUCUCAGUUCCUCGCAUCGAUCAAUACUGCUCAGGGACCCUUCAGUGGGUUCCUGGCCUGAUCACCCAGGUGCCCCGGCUAUCGAGCAGGCUCUCAACACUGCCACUCCUCUAUUUUUUGAACUUCUGAUAAAAUUACAUGCUGUGUUAAAGGAAAAGAUGCACUCAGGCUACAGAGAAUAUUUUCCCUAA